Messenger RNA from Acanthochromis polyacanthus (spiny chromis), 3387 nucleotides. It is a transcript of the gene apba2a, whose product is annotated as amyloid beta (A4) precursor protein-binding, family A, member 2a. Gene Ontology annotation, biological process: chemical synaptic transmission. The record is from RefSeq and is a predicted model, not a curated record. The coding region runs from base 176 to 2689 and encodes 837 amino acids. NCBI's taxonomy places the organism in Eukaryota, Metazoa, Chordata, Actinopteri, Pomacentridae. The transcript has 12 exons. Gene Ontology annotation, cellular component: cytoplasm; plasma membrane; dendritic spine. Gene Ontology annotation, molecular function: protein binding; amyloid-beta binding.
AGCACAUGAUGGGGUGUGUAUUUUCUACACAGGUUCCUGGGCUGCUGUGCGGCUUUUAUUCAAAAAUCACCAUUCCGGAGAGCAAUCUGAUCUGAUCAGCACCCAGGCAUUUCACGAGCAGGGCCGCCCACAGCACUGAUGUCGGGUUUAGGGUAGUUGGCUUGAGGGGCCAGCUAUGGCUCAUGGAAAAAAGCCAGGAACUGUUUCCAAAAUAUUGGCUGCAAGCCCUUCAUCGUGCCCCGGUCCAGGACUCGCGAAACACAGCCAAGACGAGCAGCGAGGUUUGGUGAGGGAGGCGGCUGAGCAACAACCUUGUACCUUGAAGGAUGAUGACAACGACCAGCUGACUCCUACUGUUUCUGCAAACCACUAUUACAUGAGUUGUGACCCGAGUCCAGAGGACAUGGAGGACACCUGCUCUGAGUACGACAAUGUGGGCUCGGAUGUGGAGCAGGACUAUGAUGAGGUGCUGCACUUGAACAGGGAGGGCAUUGUGGACAUGAGGUAUUACAAACAGUACAGUCCUGAAGAUGGAGGCUAUAUAAAGCAUGCAGCAGGUGAUAAUAUUAAUGAUAACACCAGCGCUGCUGAGCAGAUCACUCCCAGACCUCGACACAGCACAGAAAUACGUGAGGGAUCACAGUCAGACACUAAGCCGUAUAAGACAAGCCAUCGCUUUAGGUCACAUUGUGCCCCGAUUACAGGAGAUGAAGCGGAGGGUGGCAUGAAAAAGGCCCAGGAGGACAGGUUCUUGUUCAACGAUGGAGAUGAGAUAGAAGAAGUGCUAGACGGUGCCAAAUUUAUAGAGGAUUUAGAGGAGACAGAGAAUAGUGUUCAAAAGCAGACUGGCCUAUAUCAGGGCAACGAGAAUGAGAGAAUUAGAAAGGGAGGUGAUGAAAGAGAACGAGAAGAUGACACUCGAGUCACAAGGAACCACAAUGUCCCAGGAGCUGGGAGGAAGUGUGAUUCAUCUCACAUGGGUCCUAAGGAGAAGGAGAGGCAGGGCAAAGGACGAGGACGAAGGGGAACAGGAGAGGACAUUGAGCACAUUGUUUCUGGGAUAAAAGGAUGCACGACCAGCAGCACCGAGCAGCGUCCAAAAACUUCAUCCAAGGACUGCAAAAAGGCUGCUGUGCGUACCAAAGCUAGGCCUGGUUCCAGUAAGCAACAUCCUCCUCCGCCGCCUCGUCAUACCCACGCUCAGUCACCUACCGACAGCCAGAAGGCCCAGCCACAAAGAGAGACUCCUCCUGUUCCCAAACCCAGUCCCUCCGCUGCUAACAGCCGGGACAGUGAGCCCAGGGUUAUCAAACCAUCCCUGGCUCCUCAUCACACACCGGAACAACAGAGAGAGUCUCCAGAGGAGCGACAGAGACGGCCAGAGAAACCCCAGCAGCAGGAGGAGAAGCCAAGCACAACCGUGAUGCCUGAGGACGUGCCAGAGGAGCCGAUGAGGCCUCAGUGUCCAGAGCUCGUCCCUGCGGGGGACAGUAACACUCCCAAGAAAACACAGGAGGCUGCUUCCUUCCCCAGCUUUGAGGAUGUCCCGGGUCCCUGUGAGCCAGAAGAUCUCAUUGAUGGAAUCAUCUUUGCUGCUAACUACCUUGGCUGCACUCAGGUGUUGUCGGAUAAAAAUCCAUCUAAGUCUGUCCGCAUGUCCCAGGCCCAUGAAGCCGUCAGUCGUAUUAAGAGCCAAGACGAAGACUCUCAGAUGAUGACAGAAGUGGACCUGUUUAUCUCCACGAAAGCUGUCAAAGUGCUGAACGCUGAUACACAGGAGACAAUGAUGGACAGUGCCUUGCGGACCAUCUCCUACAUCGCAGACAUUGGUAGCAUCGUGGUUCUGAUGGCUCGGAGACGCAUGUCUCAGGCCUCAUCGGAGGAUUUCUCUGAAUCGUCUGACUCUGCUAGUGACGGGAAGAGUCAGUACAGGAUGAUCUGCUAUGUGUUUGAGUCAGAGGACGCACAGCUAAUUGCACAGUCCAUUGGUCAGGCUUUCAGUGUGGCCUACAGAGAGUUCCUCCGAGCCAAUGGCAUCAACCCGACCGACUUGAGCCAGAAACAGUACAGUGACAUCAUCAACUCCCAGGAAAUGUACCACGAUGACCUCGUCCAUUUCUCAAACUCAGACAACUGUAAAGAGCUCUACGUGGAGAAGCAGAAAGGGGAGAUCCUCGGUGUGGUAAUAGUGGAGUCUGGCUGGGGCUCCAUCCUGCCCACCGUCAUCCUGGCCAGCAUGCUGAACAGUGGCCCUGCAGCUCGCUCUGGAAAACUCAGCGUGGGGGAUCAGAUCAUGUCCAUCAAUGACACCAGUCUGGUGGGGCUUCCACUGGCCACCUGUCAGGGCAUCAUCAAGGGCCUGAAGAAUCAGGUGAAGGUGAAGCUGAGCAUCGUGAGCUGUCCUCCUGUCACCACCGUGCUCAUCAAGAGACCUGAUCUCAAGUUCCAGCUUGGAUUCAGUGUUCAGAACGGCAUCAUCUGCAGCCUGAUGCGAGGCGGUAUUGCUGAACGAGGCGGCGUUCGUGUUGGGCACAGAAUCAUUGAAAUAAAUGGUCAGAGCGUUGUUGCCAUGGCACACGAGAAGAUCGUUCAAACCCUGUCUGUCUCAGUGGGUGAGAUCAACAUGAAGACGAUGCCUGCUGUGAUGUUCAGACUGCUGACAGGCCAGGAGACGCCUAUCUACAUCUAGAAGACCCUGCAUGGAUCCAGCCCACUGUAGUUCUGCAUGUCUGGCUGUGUGAAGACAAUAGACAGGUGGCUCAGUGGGAGGAGGAAAUUUAUUUUUCUAUCAUUUUAUUUUCUGGGCUCUUGUUGCGAUGCUGUAAAGAACAUCCGGUUCUCAUUUUCAGGUUUUAUCUUGAAUUACAUUGUCAUAAUGGCCUUACAAUGUGAAUACUCUGUCUGUAGUACUGUACGUGAGUUUAUGGUGUUGAAGAGAAGUAGCUUUAUGGUCAUGAUUAUUUUCUUAUGAAGAGAUAAAUUAGUACAUUUAUUUUUAUUUAGUCAUUUUUAUAAUGUGUAUGGAGUUUAAAAUUGUACUUCUACUGUAAAUACUUUGGAUUACUCAAGGACUUGGUUGGAAAGGCCAUUUUACUCCUACAGUAUAUGCAUGUGAUUAUGAAAAAUUACUGACCAGGGAUUCAUUCUCAAUCGGACAUGAUAAUGUAUUACGGUAAGUAUUAAAAGAAGAUAAUAAUAUGCUGUACAAAGGCACUAAACUCUGUGUAUUAUGGUGACGCUGAAGGCCAAAGACACACCUACUAUUCAAAGACAUACAGUAUGGAUGAUCAUUACCUUUACCAGAGCUUACAAGAAUGUAUCAAAAUAUACAUUGCUGGAUGAAUGUAAUGUUAAAACACACUGAAAAUACAACUUCACUGCUCAGCA